Messenger RNA from Chara braunii, 4925 nucleotides. The record is from the annotation of a GenBank genome assembly. NCBI's taxonomy places the organism in Eukaryota, Viridiplantae, Streptophyta, Charophyceae, Charales, Characeae.
CUAGGACUACUGGGGUAUCUAAUCCCAUUCGCUCCCCUAGCUUUCGUCUCUCAGUGUCAGUAUCGGCCCAGCAGAGUGCUUUCGCCUUGGGCGUUCUUUCCGAUAUCUACGCAUUUCACCGCUCCACCGGAAAYUCCCUCUGCCUCUACCGGACUCCAGCUUAGUAGUUUCUGCUGCCUGUCUAGGGUUAAGCCCUAGUUUUUAACAGCAGACUGAAAAAGCCACCUACAAACGCUUUACGCCCAAUCAUUCUGGAUAACGCUUGCAUCCUCUGUCUUACCGCGGCUGCUGGCACAGAGUUAGCCGAUGCUUAUUCUUCAGAUACCGUCAUGAUUUCGUCUCUGAAAAAAGGAGUUUACGACCCGUAGGCCUUCUACCUCCACACUAUGCCUAUGACGCAUUUUGUACCGACUAUGAAUGAGUUACACGCUCGACGGGACCUCGCUCUUGAGAGGAGGGUACACUACCCCCACUGGGGCCUUCCAGAUGCAGCGCCCAACAAGGUGUUGAAGACGGUGUCCACCAUAGCCAGGGGUCAUGCUCACGGGCACGGCCGAUCUCGGCCGAGCGAUCUUCCAGAUCGGGCGGUCGAAAUCGACCGCGCCCCUUCAAAAAGGGCAGCUCCAAAAGGAGCUAGCCCGACGAUUUUGAGAAUCGUGAAUGAGUUCAGCGGUGCAGGAGUAGAGAGUCUGCUCGGUGCCGAGCAGACCAAUCGAAGAAUCUCCCUCCGUCCGUCCAUCCUACCAUUUUAUCAGUUGUUUAUUGGAAGCGGAGGACGUGGUUGCAGCAGCAUGGCCAGCGGGAGCAGGGCAGGGGGUGCGGUUGGUGGAGAAGGGAGCCGGAGGCAGCUGGAAAGAGGAGGGGGUAGAGGGAAGGACAUUGCGAGCUUGAGCGCACCUUCGUCGGGGGUGGUUGACAAAGUCCCGACGCCGGCUACGGACCCAUCCUUGUUCAUCCCACAACCGGAGGGAAGGCAAACGAAGCUGCAGGGCGAGAGGGAGGUGUGGAAGCACGUGGAGAAAGGUCAGGAGGUUGUGCCGAAGGGGCGGGGAGAGUAUUGGCUGCGGUGUCGGCUAUGCUCGACCGUUUACAGGGGCACGAGCACAAGAGCCGUUGAGCAUUUCCUCAAAUUGCAGAAGCCUUGCCCUUUCAGGACAGGCGAGAUAUUGCACAAGCUGGUGGCCCAAGGCGCGAAGGUGCUGCCGAAGGACAAGAAGACACAAUACCUUCUGCAAAAUUACCGGCAGCUUCACAACAUUUCGGCGGGGGGGGCUGCAAAGACGACGAGAGUGCGGUUGUACCUCGCGGUUAUGAGGAACCACAACCGCCGGUUGCUGCUGGGAGGGAGCCCGUGGAGGAGCUGGUGCAGCGGGGAAAAGAAACUGCAGCGGCACAGGCGGUGGGAGAAGAUGACCGCAGGUGAAGUUGCCGUCUUCAAAGCACAUUCGGACUGUCAUGCUCGAGUUCAUUUUCAUGCGCAUUUGACAAAAUGUUGGGAUGUCACCGGCUGCACUUUCAUCACGGACGGGUCUAACGAUCGGAGGGAGCGGCCUGUCAUGAACUUCUUAGCGGCGGGGGAGCAGGGAGCUGUUCUAGUGGCGACGGUGUACAUGGACGACAAGAAGAAGACGGGAGCAGCGUUGGCAAGACUAUGGGAGAAAAUAAUGAGGGAGAUCGGGCAGCAACGCAUCAACGCGAUUUGCACUGACAACGCGGAGGUGAACAAGAGGGCAGCUCAAAUUUUGGAACGACACACGGACCUUGCGGUUUCAAGGAUACCUUGGGUUCCCUGUGCUGCACACUGCAGCAGCUUGCUGCUAAGGGACAUCAGCAAGUUGGAGUGGGUGAAGGGCACGGUGAAGCGGGGCCACACCAUCGUCAAAUUUAUCAGGAAUCACCACACAACUAACAGUUUCAUGAUGAGUUUGGACUCGUCAUUGACGUUGUCGCGACCAACUGAGGUCCGUUUCGGGUCGGUGUACCGGAUGCUGGAGCGGAUACACAACCGGAGGGCAGUUUUGAAGGACAUGGUGGACGCGACGAAUGUGGGGAAAUGGAAGGCGAUGCGGUGGUCGAACGCGAAACUGCAAGCGAAAGCGGAUCUCGUGUACUUCACAAUGCGGAGGGAUGCUUGGUGGACGGAGCUAAGGAAGGUGGCGGAGAUGAUGGAGUCGUUGUAUCUCCUACCGCGGAGGAUGGACAAGGACAAGACUGCACCGUCAAACCUUGUGGAGUACGACCGACUCAUGGAGAGGACGCUGGCGGAGGUUGUGUUGACACCGGAGCAACAAAGUUCUGUGCUAGAGAAGAGGCAAAUUGGCGGACGCUGGAAGUCAAAGGCGCACGUGGAUAUAAUGAAAGAUCUACGCGAGUUUCACAAGCGACCCACCGCAUACGACCCCAAGUGGAAGGACAAGAAGAUGUGGGAAGAGGAUGAGGUCGAGGAUGUUGAUACUAUCUCGCUGUUGGAGUGGUGGGCAACACAUGGCGGUGAUGCGCCGAAGUUGCAGGCCAUUGCUAUCAAAGUGAUGGGCAUGUGGAGCACGGCAACUCCGGCGGAGCGUAAUUGGUCCUCGAUGGACCUGGUGCACUCCAAGCGACGGAAUCGGUUGAAGCCCGCGACCGUGGAGAAGCUUGUGUACAUUCAUUGGAACAUGAAUCUGUUGCGGGCGAGCAAGAACUUAAAGGACCAUCACUACGUCGAUUUGUGGGCGGAGUUCUUCGAGUCUCUUCCGGAUGCGGAGGAGGGCGAUGAUCCUCUCUUGGAGGUGUCCGAGGAGGAGAAGGGGAAAACGGAGGAGGAGCAGGCGCGUGAAUGGGCCUUAACCAAGUUACCAAAGGCCCGGAUUCCGAAGAACCUCGAAGAAGAUGAAGAGGAGCGCACGGACGACAGCGACUUGGAGGACGAGAUAUGGAAGGGAAAGGCUCAAUGGUCUGAAACGUCUAGCGAAGGGGAGGCAGAAGACGGGUCCGACGAUGACUUUGAGUUGGGAGCGCAACCCUCAAUCCUGGACACCACAUAUGACCCAAACAACAUAAUGUUCCUGAAGAAUAGAGGGCUUUGCCAUCGGAAUCGUCGAGAAUUUGAAUUGGCAUUGGCUGACUUUGAUAGGGUGCUAGUGCAGAAGCCUCGGGACUUCUCCACGCUUAGCAAUCGCGGAUAUGUGCACAGGAAGAUUGGUAAUUACCAGCAAGCAAUUGAGGAGGACAUCCAUAGCCUUGACGACUCGGUGAAGAACCAGCAACGGUCGUUGGAUCAGGUCAACAGCCGCCUCCAGCAGCUGGAGCAACGACCCGUUGCCGCCCCCGUCGCCAGCUCCUCCAACACUUCUAACCGCCUCGACGCAUUGGAAGUUGACGUCGGUGCACUCAAGGACGACGUGCAGCUACAGCAAACCGCAACUGAACAACUUGAGCAGCGGAUCUGCACUGCCGCCACUCACUCGAGCACGUCACAAUGCGAAUCGACUCCGAAGUUCGACGGUCAGGAGAUCUUCUGCGACGCGACGAAGACCGACCCGAUUCCGUGGUUCCGCCAGUUCGAGCUCAAGUUGCAGCUGCACCAUGUCAGUGAAGCGAAGCACCACGCGUACGUAUACUCCCGAUUGGGGGGCGCGUGCCAAGUGUGGAUGGACAACCUCUUGUAUAAGUACGGCGUGGUGGCGGCCGACUUGCAUACCAAGAUCAGCUGGGAUGAUCUAAAGGCAGCGUGGCAUAAGCGGCACGAUGCCGAGUGGCGAUUGGAUGCCGAGUUCCAACGCUUGACAUCUAUACCAGACGUCCCGAUGGGCUUCAUGGUCGUCAAAGACUACUUCAUUUCGAGGUCGUGUCCAGCGCUGGGAAACGCCUUGACUCAAGUUGCGGACACGCUCACUACAACAGCGGAGCUCUUCGACAAGGACGCGCAGAUUAUUGUCACGAACGUGGAGGCCAAGAACCUCAACCGUUCUUCUGCGGUAGGCUCGAGCAGAGAACAGCAUCGGUCGAAAGUGGUCGUGGUCGCGGCGACAAUGCCAACCGACCCUUCAAGCGAGGCCGUGUCUGCCAAUGAAGGGGACAGACUCGCAGCCGCCCGGGAUAGUGGCCGCCCCGACAGAGGCCGAGGACGCGGCAAAAGGAAGACAAACACCACAUCAAACACUGGGCCUGGCGCAGCAGCUCAAGCUCCAUGGAACCACUACGGUCUCUCGGAACACGGUACUCAUGCUCAAGGACAAAACGUGUGUGCGGCAUCUUGUCCGUCCGGCAGCGGGGACUUAUCGUCUUCACGGGAUUUGGCGCACGAGUUCAACAUAGAGGCCUUGGACCCGCUGACGUCCGAGGAUUUCGCAUGGCUUCUUCUCCCGACCACUGGCCGCUUAUCGGGACCGCAAUGCGCAACACUAUGUGCUCAUCUUCACACGUAUCUAUCCUUCUAUGCACCACCAACUUCGCCGAUGGAUGACGAAGUUGCGGUGGGGGACAUCCUUGCGUAUGUUACGAAGGUGGCCCGCGAGUUUCGCAAGCAGCGGUAUGAUGACAACAACACACCGCUCCUCUAUGUCUGCAUCCAAGUUGGGCAAGUCUCCUGCAACGCUUUGCUGGAUAGCGGCGCGUCUCACAAUUUCAUGAGCCAAGCCCUUAUGCAAAGGGCUGGCCUUGGCGCACAAGUUCGGAGGAAGGCAAACCCGACGACGAUCAAGUUGGUAGACGGAAAGACGCAACAACUUCCCGACCGCUAUAUCGAAGCCGUCCCGGUGUACUUCGCACCUCAUGCAUGCGAACCGGUGACGUUCGACAUUUUGGACAAGGACUUCGAUAUUAUUUUGGGAAUGCCUUGGCUUGCCAGUGCGGAUCACACGGUCAACUUCCACUGAAGGACUCCUACCUUUCGGGAUGCCUUCGGCGCCGAAGUGCCGUGUACUAUUCCUCUUCCGCACCCUUCG